This is a messenger RNA of Camelina sativa (false flax), 1494 nucleotides long. RefSeq lists its product as uncharacterized. Lineage: Eukaryota; Viridiplantae; Streptophyta; Magnoliopsida; Brassicales; Brassicaceae. The record is from RefSeq and is a predicted model, not a curated record.
UUAUUUUCAUCGGAGAGCUUCGAAGGGUUAGAGAGAUCUCGCGGCUCCUUCGUUCUUCUCCGCUUCAACUCUAUACCUACGAUUCUUGGCUUUUGUAUCCACUGUAACUUCGUUGAUUUGAUUUUGGCGCGUUAUUAGAAACCAUUCUUAAACCCAAACUUUGUUGAUUGGUCUCUCGCGAUCGAUCUAGGGUUUCGCGAGAUCUGAGAUUUCAUCUUUUCCGAUUCACCUCCGCAAUCCAAUUUUUUUGCUAUUGCUUGGAUUUGUGAGUAAUCGUUUGUUAAAAGAUGUCUCGGUGUUUCCCAUUCCCUCCACCUGGUUAUGUACUGAACGGAAUCCGCGAUGAGGCUAUGAUCGUAUCGAUCAAGGGGGCAGAAGAGAAAGCUAAGAAAGAACAACGGAGAAAGGAUAAAAAGAGAGAUAAAAAGGAGAAGAAGGAUAAAAAAGAUAAGAAGGAGAAGGAGAAGAAGAGGAAGGACAGAGAUGGAAAGGAAGGUGAAAGCGAAAAGCACAGUCAUAAGAGACGGCGUACAGAAGAAGGUGCCAAAGUUGAUCUUUUUCGCAAACUUAAAGAAAGCGAGAUCAACUGUUUGGAGAAGAGCAGUCUUACUGUAGAACGUGAGCUGCUUCAGUCGACGUCCCAAAACUCUUGUGAUAGCACUCUUAACAGCAAUGAGAUACUACAGCCUCUCGAUGGUGGUAGACAUAACAAUGACUCGAAGCAGCAGCCUCUCGAUGGUGGUAGACAUAAUAACAAUGACUCUGAAAGCAUCAUUCGGAUCCGUUUGCCUAUCAGAAGGCAGAAAGAUCCCGACGUGAUGACGACCAACAAAGAUCAAGAUACACCGUGUUCUUCCCGGGGAAUAAAGUUAGAGUCGUCCCAGCUUGCUGCUAGUAGAGAGCCGGUUAAUCAUCAACAUCCUUGUUCCACUUCUGCACCAGAACACGCUUCAAAGCCACGAGAAGAGAAAAGUAAAGAUCCCGUUUUAAAAGGGAAACACCACGGUAAAGAGAAGAAGAAGGCCGAAACUUAUCAACUUACUAGAAGCCGAUGCAGUUGCCCUCCAUCCGUGGUGUCGCAGUUCUUGAAUGUAGUUGAGAAUUGGGUUCCUAACACGAUCGAGACAAGAGUAGACCUCAUUAACUCGGAAGAUGAAGAAUGUUGGUGGUCCAUGAAGAAGCCAAGUAUCCCCACUGAAAGAUGCAUACAACUUGACAGAAACAAUGAGAUCACUCAAGUAGGCAAUUCAAUGGGGUGGCCAUGUGCUCGCCUUUUACCAGAAGCUGAUGUCUAUGCCUUACCUUACACUGUCCCGUUUUGAUAACAUCAGACAGCAUGAAGUUUUUAACAAUGAACCUGGUCGAGUCAUCCAUGUACCGGACCAGACAAUUUUUUUGGUUUAGCCUUAAAAUUCCAAGGUUGUAUAAGAGAACACACUGUUUGUUAUUCUUUGCGGUUGGUAACCAAUAUAGUAAUAUCAGUAUUCCGGUCUC